UUUGGCGUGAUUUCGGUAGCCAUAUUGAAGCGGUAGAAGAUACAUGUAGUCGUAAAGUCUGCAUGUCUAAAGUACCAUGCCAGAUUAUUGCUGUGCGUAUAACUGUAGGAACUGUAGGUCGAAAGCGACAAAGGCAGCAAAGAUUACUUUUCAUAAAUUUCCAAAGGAUGAUCAGAGGCGGAAGGAGUGGACUGAGUCAUUGCGUAGAAAAGAUUUCCAGCCUUCAGAGGCAUCUUCGCUUUGCAGCGAGCACUUUACUGACGACUGUUUCGACAGAACUGGUCAGACUGUGCGAUUGAGAGAUACAGCCAUUCCCUCUAUUUACAAUUUUCCUGGCCAAUUCAAGGUCGCAUUAUGUCAGAAAAAGAAGUCCAUUAGCAAAAAGAAAUGCCAAAGCAAGACGUGUGGUGAAUUAGUGCCUAUAAUAAGCCCUACAAUAGCCCAUCCCUUCUCUCUGCAUUUUCUACAGGAGCAUGCAUACGCAUUAACAACUGAUUUGGAUGCCCUCAAAGUGAGAAUAAUGGCUGCAGAAGCAACACGUGAUUACAAAGACAAGUCUUUACGCAAUUCAAAAGCGAGGGAGGCACGUUUACAGGUCAUGUGCUCCAAGUUGUGUCACAAGCUACGUGCACAUAACUUGCUGACAGGACGUGUGAGGCAACAACUCGAUCGAAUAUAUUCUGAUCAUUGUUACCGAGUUGGAAACCUGGUUUAGCCUAUAUUCACGUCCUGGUGAAGAAGAAAGUAGAGUUAUGGAUCCGUUUGGCUGUGUCAUUUCUCAUUUGACAUCAAAAGCCAGCAAACUAUAGCUUUCAUUUGCUUGGGGAGCCAUUCACCAGCGAUUCAUGGAAUUGUAAUUGAACCAGGAAAUGUAAUUGAUCGGUAUGGGGAACCGUGAGCAAAUGGCAUUUAUGUCCAAGUACUGAAAAUUGAGGGACAUGCAGCAAGCUUAAAGAUGUGAAAACUGUUAGUGCAAGCUGGGCAUGGUGCAAGAACCCCAACCAUUUUCCGUGGUUCAAAAUGAAGAAAUACCCCGAUGGCUGUUGAGUCCAACAGAAGCGGAAUGGAAACACAGCAGCAUGGACUAUUCAAAUGUAAUUACUGUAUUACAACAUAAUGGAAGUGUAAACAUGUUAUAUAUGUUCCCAUGUUCCUUGCAAACAAAGAUGUAUAUUGACAGAAUUAUUUUUGUUAUGAACUAUUUGAAUGUGAUAUCAGACCCAGCAACCCAGCUACACAGGUGGUCUAUAAACUUGAGUCUCUGAGUAGGCCUAUGUAGUUUGACCUUCUAUGGACAUGGAAGCAAAUUCGUGAUCAUAAACUCUGCAAUUUUAUGUUAGCGUCAGAGACGUGGGAAUAUUCACUACCUAUUUUCGUUUCUACAAAACAUUAGGACUUGGGGAAGCUGGUUGUGUUGUAUUUUGUUCUUCUGUUAUAAAAUGCGUAAAAAUGUGAAGGUGCAACGGACCCUCUUUUCCACUUCUUCUAAAACUCCCUUACAUCUACCUCCAGGACCACAUCCACUACAUUCAUAAUCCAUCCACCUGAUUAAUUCUUCAUCCCAUCUACCUUUCUACCUUCGUCAUCAUGUACCUCUCUGCAUUUCCGCCCAUAAAUACUAGGCCUACCUUCGUCACUUCUUCACUUUUUGAAUCUCAUACACCUCUAUCCCUAUAAACUUCACUUCUUCGCCAACUCCUCAAUAUUCUGCAAUUCCUUCUUCCCCUAUCCACUCCUUAUCUACCUCCUCGUGAAUUUAUCCCAUUCCGCCUCCUUUCAGCUCCCAGCUCUCAUCCUCCUAGGUGCACUCGCGUCAAACCUACGGGGUUUUAGUUCAAAUAUUCUAUCAAACCGUAAAAAUAUAUAGGGACGCUAGUCUAAUGUGUUAUUUCUAUGGAUCAAACACUAAGCAGUGGCGACAUCUACCAAAAUAGCCGUCGUUACAUGAGAGAUAUCGCUGGGGAUUUCGUUCAUCGGCUCGGAAAAUACUUGUAUACAAAUACAAAUAUUAGAAUAUCAAAUAAUGGCUUAACACAAACUUACUAAUUUCGCCCUAUUUUUCCCUGCUUUUGCUGUGAUUGAAUCCCAACUCAUUUGUGCUACAUUUUCCCUACAAGUUUUAGUGAUUUCGUCAUAAUAAUUGAGUUACUGCUACUCUGUUAAAUGAUAUUGGAUUCUGGUAAAUGUGAACUGUGUUAAUCGACUACCAGGAAAACAUUGAUAUGUAUGGCAUAUUUGUCAAUUUAUUAUUGAAUACUAAGUAAAUUGGAUGCACAUUCAACGGUUAAAAUGUAUUACAAUCUAUAUUGUCAAUCAUCUAUAUUGCAAAUUGGUUCUAUACUGCCGCUGGCAGUAUUUAUAACAUGCUACUUUUAUUCUCAUAGUA
Priapulus caudatus is the source of this 2386-nucleotide messenger RNA. RefSeq names its product THAP domain-containing protein 2-like. The transcript has 5 exons. NCBI's taxonomy places the organism in Eukaryota, Metazoa, Priapulida, Priapulimorpha, Priapulimorphida, Priapulidae. The coding region runs from base 77 to 715 and encodes 212 amino acids. The record is from RefSeq and is a predicted model, not a curated record.